Molecule: messenger RNA, 2103 nt
Organism: Arabidopsis thaliana (thale cress)
Lineage: Eukaryota; Viridiplantae; Streptophyta; Magnoliopsida; Brassicales; Brassicaceae
Product: Sulfite exporter TauE/SafE family protein
Exons: 4
Coding region: 397-1773 (458 amino acids)
Cellular component (GO): membrane
Source: RefSeq, marked reviewed
CUCACUUUUAAGAUCAGUGGAUCUUAUUUAAAUAAAAGUCUCGCUCCUAAGUUAUUCUGGUUUUACAUAAUAAUAUUUAACAAGUAUGAGAAAGUAAUAGGUAAUGGUGGGAGCAAAUAACAUAAUGCCCACACAAGUUCUAUGUGGUAUUAUUUCAUUUUCUCACCACUUGCCAAUUGUUGAUUUGUCUCUUUUUAUCUUCUUCUUUCUAUUUCUAUUUCUAUUUCUAUUUAAUAUAUUUUUUUUUUCUUUCUACUUGACAAUCCAAGCAUCACACACUCUCCUAUAUGGCUAUAUAUAAAGUGUUAUAAACAGAAAUAACAUACAUAAAAAUCCCAACAUCUCCUAAAAUCUCCCAAACUUUUAAAAAGUUAACCAAAACCCCCAAACAAAAAAAUGAGAAACAAUUUCGUCCCUAUAAUUCUCUCCUUCAUCAUCUUCUUGACUCCAUCAAUCGCAGAACAAGAACCUUCAAUUCUUUCUCCCGUCGAUCAACUCCUCAACAAAACAAGCUCAUACCUCGAUUUUUCAACAAAAUUCAACCAACCAAGAAUCGAACUAACAACAUCAACGAUCAUCGCCGGCUUACUCUCUUUCCUAGCUUCAUCAAUCUCAAGCGCCGGUGGAAUCGGCGGUGGAGGUUUAUAUGUUCCGAUAAUGACAAUCGUGGCCGGUCUCGAUCUAAAGACAGCUUCAAGCUUCUCAGCUUUUAUGGUUACUGGUGGAUCUAUAGCUAACGUGGGAUGCAAUCUAUUCGUUAGAAACCCUAAAUCUGGUGGCAAAACCCUAAUCGACUUCGAUUUAGCUCUUUUAUUGGAACCAUGUAUGCUUCUUGGAGUUAGUAUUGGUGUGAUCUGUAAUCUUGUUUUUCCGAACUGGUUGAUUACGAGUCUCUUCGCUGUGUUUCUUGCGUGGUCGACGUUGAAGACUUUUGGAAAUGGACUUUAUUAUUGGAGAUUGGAAUCGGAGAUGGUGAAGAUUAGAGAAUCGAAUAGAAUUGAAGAAGAUGAUGAAGAAGAUAAGAUUGAGAGUCUAAAGUUGCCUCUCUUGGAGGAUUAUCAGAGACCAAAGAGGUUUCCAUGGAUUAAGCUUGGAGUUUUGGUCAUUAUUUGGCUUUCUUACUUCGCAGUUUAUCUUCUUCGAGGAAACAAAUAUGGCGAGGGAAUCAUAUCGAUCGAGCCAUGUGGAAACGCCUACUGGCUCAUUUCAUCGUCUCAAAUACCACUAACUCUCUUCUUCACUCUCUGGAUCUGCUUCAGUGACAAUGUUCAAAGCCAACAACAAUCAGAUUACCAUGUCUCAGUAAAGGAUGUAGAAGAUUUGAGAUCAAAUGAUGGAGCAAGAUCAAACAAGUGUAUGUUCCCUGUAAUGGCUCUAUUAGCUGGAGUUUUGGGUGGUGUUUUUGGUAUUGGAGGUGGAAUGCUCAUUAGUCCUCUUCUUCUCCAAGUUGGUAUCGCUCCCGAGGUAACUGCAGCGACAUGUUCUUUCAUGGUUCUUUUUUCAUCAACGAUGUCUGCGAUUCAAUACUUAUUACUAGGCAUGGAACAUACCGGAACCGCAAGUAUAUUUGCGGUUAUAUGUUUUGUGGCAUCACUCGUGGGACUAAAGGUGGUUCAAAAGGUAAUAACCGAGUAUGGAAGGGCUUCGAUCAUUGUGUUCUCGGUUGGUAUCGUCAUGGCAUUGAGUAUUGUGUUGAUGACAAGCUAUGGAGCUCUUGAUGUUUGGAAUGAUUAUGUCUCUGGUCGUUACAUGGGUUUCAAGUUACCUUGUUGAGACCAAGUUUCAUAAUACAUGUGUAUAUCAUAUCACCAUGUUGUUGCUCUUUCAUCCAUUUGGUCAUUUAGAGUUAACAAGCUUUCUAUUUCUUUCUUUUGUAUGAUUUUUAAAUCACUAUUCAGAAUGCACAUCUCGUGCAUUCGAAUAUAUGGUCAAAUAAAAGUUAUGUUCUGGACCUAAAUUCAGAUUUCAAUAUCCAAUUCUAUGCAUUUGUUUGUGUAGUUUUAUUGUCAUAGUGUUGUCCACAAUUGCCGUCGUUGGCAACUACAUUCAGAAAGAGAUUGAUUUGAACUAUAGAAUGCUUUGAGUUAUUCAAAAACAAAGAAG